This is a messenger RNA of Cutaneotrichosporon cavernicola, 978 nucleotides long. RefSeq lists its product as uncharacterized. Gene Ontology annotation, cellular component: membrane. Lineage: Eukaryota; Fungi; Basidiomycota; Tremellomycetes; Trichosporonales; Trichosporonaceae. The record is from RefSeq and is a predicted model, not a curated record. The transcript is spliced from 7 exons. Bases 1 to 978 code for a protein of 325 amino acids.
AUGGUCCCGCCGCCUGACCCCUCCCAGUGUCCUAGCCACCAUGACCCGUACACCCUCACCCUGAGCAUCCUCCUCUGCACCGGCCUCGUCAUCAGCUACCUUCCUCAGCACUACCGCAUCAUCUCGACAGGCACGAGCGAGGGCCUAUCACCUUGGUUCCUCCUCCUCGGCGCGACGUCGAGCGCGUCGGGCAUGCUAAACCUCCUCAUCCUGCAGUGGCCGCUGUUCCAGUGCUGCCGCGUAGUCUCGGGCGGGCAGUGUGCCGAGAGCCUUCUCCGCUUCGUCCAGGUCGGCCUGCAGUGGCUUCUCUUCUCGAUCAUCCUCGCCCUGUACAUCAUCUACUUCCCGCGCACGCCGCGCAUGCGGCCUCUAGCGCUCCAGGGCCAGCCUCAACUUGAUUACGGCGCUACGCGAGGAAACGCGGUCGAUGCUGAGACGCCGUCACCUGCGACAGUCGGCGAGUUCCGCAAGCUCCGUGAACAGAACGACAGGGAGUGGCGCACGGCCAAGGGCGUGGCCUGGGCCGUCUGUCUGCACCUCACGCUACUCACGACGCUCACGUUCGUGUUACUCGACAAGCUGCCCACGACGGUGCCGCCACAGAAACCGCUGCGCCUGCUCGCUACGUUUUGCGGGCUCAGCGCCACGGCCCUCGCCGUGUGCCAGUACGCGCCGCAAAUUGUCAAGACGGCCAACGCGGGACUCGUCGGCGCACUUAGUAUCGGCACAAUGCUCAUCCAGGUGCCAGGGAGCAUCGUGUUCUGCAUCUCGAUCAUGCUCGGCGAGAACACUGACUGGACGAGCUGGAUGCCCUACGCCGUCACAGGCUUGAUGCAAGCGUGUCUCUUGAUCAUCUGUCUUUUCUGGAAGAAGCGCCAGAGGUGGCUUGGUAUCGACGACUUUGGCAACCCCCUCCCAUCGAGUGUACCCGAGCACGCCAACGGUGAGCGUGCGCCGCUGCUCAAUGGCAACAACUAG